Molecule: messenger RNA, 1343 nt
Organism: Myotis daubentonii (Daubenton's bat)
Lineage: Eukaryota; Metazoa; Chordata; Mammalia; Chiroptera; Vespertilionidae
Gene: NRM
Product: nurim
Cellular component (GO): nuclear membrane
Source: RefSeq, a predicted model, not a curated record
GGGGCGGGGCCGGGGCGGGGCCUGCGGCGCGGGAAUCCCGAGCCGCCGCUCCCGCCGGCUCCCCGCCAUGGCCCCGGCGCUGCUCCUGGUCCCGGCCGCCCUGGCGUCUUUCGUCCUGGCCUUUGGCACCGGCGUGGAGUUCGUGCGCUUCGCCUCCCUUCGGCCUCUUCUCGGAGGGCCCCCGAAGCCUGCGGGUCCCGAGGCACCCCAGGGCUGGCUGGCCGCCCUGCAGGACCGCGGCGUCCUGGCUCCCCUGGCGUGGGAUCUGGGGCUCCUGCUGCUCUUUGUGGGGCAGCACAGCCUCAUGGCGACGGAGACAGUGAAGGUGUGGCUGUCCCGGUCCUUUGGGGUUCUUCAGAGGUCGCUGUACGUGGCAUGCACGGCCCUGGCCUUGCAGCUGGUGAUGCGAUGCUGGGAGCCCGUCCCCAGAGGCCCUGUGCUGUGGGCAGCUCAGGCCGAGCCCUGGGCCACCUGGGUGCCCCUGCUGUGCUUCGUGCUGCACGCCGUUGCCUGGCUCCUCAUCUUCAGCAUCCUCCUCGUCUUUGACUACGCGGAGCUCAUGGGCCUCAAGCAGGUGUACUACCACCUGCGAGGGCUGGGCGAGCCCCUCGCCCUCAAGUCCCCCCGCGCUCUGAGGCUCUUCUCCCACCUGCGCCACCCGGUGUGUGUGGAGCUGCUGACGGUGCUGUGGGUGGUGCCCACCCUGGGCACCGACCGGCUCCUCUUCGCGCUCCUCCUCACCCUGUACCUGGGCCUGGCUCACGGACUUGACCAGCAAGACCUCUGCUACCUCCGGGCCCAGCUGCAAAGAAAACUGCACCUGCUCUCCCGGCCCCAGGAGGGCGGGCCCCAGUGAGCAGGUGCCUGGUGUCAGGCCCUGCACUCCUCUCCCCUGGGGUGGCGACCCCUGGCCACCCAGGCCCUGGCUUAUUCAGGCCGGAGGCCCCGAUCCACGGGCCGAGGGCCGUCCAUCCACUCCACUCCCGCCCAUCUCAUGCCCUAAAUCCCGAGUGUCCGCGCUCCGAGGCCCACUCCUCGCCAGCCAGGAGGGGGCGGGGACUUGCAGGUCUCACAGCUGAGGGCGUGACCCCCCUUCCCAGCCUCAGGGCGAAGGGUCCCGCCUGGCUACUCCCGGGCACUCGCCUGCAUCUCAGGGUCCCCUUCUCCGUGUCGCUCGCGCCCAGGAGCUGGCGCAGCCGCCCCGCCCCCCGCCCUGCACCUCGAGGCCCCCUGGUUCCUGCAGCUGAGCUGAGCGGCCUCUUGGCCCUUCGUUCGGGUACGGCUCCCUGCUCUCCCGAGGAACACGCGCGGCGGGAAAAUAAAUCGCAGCCGGUUUCUCUGCA